Molecule: messenger RNA, 1965 nt
Organism: Culex quinquefasciatus (southern house mosquito)
Lineage: Eukaryota; Metazoa; Arthropoda; Insecta; Diptera; Culicidae
Product: lysoplasmalogenase-like protein TMEM86A
Exons: 4
Coding region: 529-1290 (253 amino acids)
Cellular component (GO): membrane
Source: RefSeq, a predicted model, not a curated record
GAACCGUCUCAUUCAAGUCCUGCUCGAUGUCGGGACGAUACACGGGACCUACGACACAGGACAAAAGUUGCUCGGACGUCGUCGUUUCGUCAACAGCGUUUUGUUUGGUUCUACUUGAAGUCGAUACAAUCUAAUCAAAGUCCAUAAAUUCCUUCAAAGUGAUCUAAAACUAAGAAUUUCCUUCUCAAAUCAGUCCACACCAACGAACUUCAGCAAAACCUUGCAUAAUGACGAUUUAGGAAGCCCAAAUUAGGUGCAAAUUGGAUCGAUUUGUGGACGGCAAAAGGUGUUUUCUCUCUGCUCGCUUUGUUGGAUACCUUAAGGUUGAGGAAGAUAGUGUACGGUGACGGGAGUGAACAUUUGAGUGCAAUUUGUAUGGAAUUGUUGUCGGAAAGGGUGGCGGCGCAAUGGAGACGCACGAAAUUGUGUCAGUUUCAAAACGGUUGAAUUGGUAAUCGGUUACCUUCGUAGCUCAAGCUCCACCAACUAAUCUAUGGUAGAAGUCCAGCUGAACCGGCAGCAGUGAUAAUGGCGCGCGCUGAUAUAGGAACAAUCGCCAAGUACGCCAUCCCCCGGAUGCUCAUGUUCUUCGUGACGGUAGCGCUCUACUUCUCACUAAUCGGUAAAACCGAACGCAGCACGGUCACCUCCACCAUCCUGAAAUGCCUACCGAUCGUGACGCUGUGGAUGUUCGUCCUGAUGAGCGACUUCGAGCUGAAACGAUCCCACCGCUACAAGCUGCUCAUUUUGGCCGGGCUGGUCGCUUCCUGCGCUGGAGAUUUGCUGCUCAACUAUGACCUGUUCGAGGCCGGAAUGGGCGCCUUCGGGGUGGCCCAGAUCUUCUACGUGUCGGCGUUCGGAUUCCGGCCGCUGCGACCCUGGGUGGGACUUCCGCUGUACGGCUUCGCCAUCGCUGCCGUGGCCAUCAUGUUCCACAAUCUGCCGACGCUGAUCAAAAUAUGUCUUCCGAUUUACGGUGCCCUGUUGGUCACCAUGUGCUGGCGAUCGCUGGCCAGAAUUGAUUGUUAUAAGAACAUCCUGCGCGUGGCUUGCGGCCUCGGCAGCGUCCUGUUCGUCAUCUCCGACAGUAUUAUCGCGAUCGACAAGUUCUACACGCCGGUGGCCAACGCCCAAACGGCCAUCAUGGUCACGUACUACGUGGCCCAGUUCGGGAUCGCGCUCAGUGUGAUCGAGCAGUCCGUCACUGCCAGUGGCGGUGCCGCGACCACCAAAACUGCCAACUCCUCCAAGCAACGCCAAAACGGUACGAAACAAAAGAAGAGUGCCUAAGAAGGGGGCACCUGGCGAUCAUUGGAUUGGUUCAUUGUUCCUUGCCUCUAUUGGGUCACAAAGCCACACGAGCAUUACACAAAUACAGACGCGCAUCUUGCAACAGAAACAUCAAUCCAUCUGUGUGCGUGUGAUCGUUCCGCGAUCGACAGUGAAGACAGCAUGUUGCAUCCACCAAUACAUCUUUAGUGGGACAUUGAACAUUACCUUUAGCAACUAGAGAACUCUUCGAAAUUUAUUAUUUUAUUUUUUGUUUCUUAUUAGACGAAGACGAAGUAGACAAACAUGAUAUUGAGCAGGUGUGAUUUGCGAAACAGUAAAAAAAAAAAACAAAAAACCUUAUUAGACUGUGAUUCUAUAUCUUCCCUCGAAACCUUGAGGAUCAUUCACCCGAUGUGGAAACAAACAACAAUUGGCAAAGUGCAACGCAGCAAAAAUCACCAACAACAAAAUCUUGAAACGGUUUGAACUUUUUAGAAAACAGAUUGGUAGCACACAACGAUUUCAGCGUCACCUAAUGUAGAGCAGAAUGAAUAAAACCUACCUUUUACCCGAUCCUCUUAACUAAUCAACUAAAACUUAUUACAAUGUAGAACUUGAGACUGUGUAGAACUGUUGUUUAGUGGUUUAGAACUAUUUUACUCUUGAAAAAUACAAUUUAAUUGUUCAUGAAUA